AAGCCAUUGCACAACAGACCAAAACAACGCAUACCCUCGUCUUCUGAACUCUGCACUGAUCUGGUACAACCGAGGGCUACGGCGAAUUCUAAUAUAAAUACAACCCACGCGUGAUGCGUGCAGCCCUGAAAAGUCACUUAGAAUGAUUCUUUCAUCUUGCGUCAUAUGGAACUAUCACGGGCUGUGUUCUCUCUGUCCCAUCACCAGUUAGCUCGUGGAAUCCUCAUGGCUACGCUGGUUUGCAACGCAGUGGACACACAAGGUAAGCGUCUUUGCACAGGUACAAUAAAAAUGCCACUGGUAUCGCAAGGUAGCGUUAUGUUGUUAAUGUAUGUUCGUUCGCCAUCUGUGUUACCAACUUGUAGGGUCGGAGCUGUCUGGGUGAACUCCCUUAGCGUUUCGGAGGUUUCGGAGCUCGUGGUGUCUGCCAAAUUAUACUCAUACAGCCCAGCGAACGAUAAGGCAAUAUCCUUCUCCACAUCUCACUCAACUGAGUUUCUCAGACUCCACACUGAUUGACCUACGUCGAAUCCUUGCUUUAUUACGCUCUUGAAGGACAGAUGUAUCCGAGUUCAACGCACUUGACCGAUCAAUCACGACUCUGUAUUUUUCUCUUUUAUGACCCCCACGUUGUUUGACGACUUCACAAUGUCCACGCUUCCA
Molecule: messenger RNA, 663 nt
Organism: Suillus plorans
Lineage: Eukaryota; Fungi; Basidiomycota; Agaricomycetes; Boletales; Suillaceae
Exons: 4
Coding region: 166-519 (117 amino acids)
Source: RefSeq, a predicted model, not a curated record